GUGGUUCCACGUUUGUUUGGUAAAACAAACGGCCACGUGUAAUUUUGUGCUCUGGCAGCAUAAUAAUUACUAUUGUAUUAUUAUUAUUAUAAUUGUUAUGCUGCAAAUGAUGAUUUAAGUUUUUUGAAUAUGAUCAAAAACCCUCUCAACGUUUGGUUGCCUGGGUAACAGGAGAGAGGCAGGGCAUCAUGGGAGCACGUUCACGAGGGCAAGAAACACGUCACUUAUUCCUGUGUUGUUGUUGUUGUUGUUGUUUAUUUGUUUUUUCACCGCUUAUUCCUGACAAACAUGAAAUACUACUUAAGUGAAAAAAAGGAGACAACGGAGGGGGGCGUGGGUUACUUGGUUUUGACCCGGAAGUGACAUCGACAAGUCCUUCCUGCAUCGAGACCGGCAAGAUGGCAGCGGACACGCAGGUUUCAGAUACACUGAAGAAAUUUGCUGUGAACAUAACUACAGCCAGUGUGAAGGAGCGUAAGGAGAUAUUUGGAGAGCUGAGGCAAUGUAUAAAGGGCAAAGAGUUACCAGAACCUGCCAUCAAAGGUCUAUGCAAGCUCUUCUGCCUCACUCCACACAGAUACCGGGAUGCUGCAUCGCGCAGAGAGCUCCUCUCCGUCAUUGCUCAGCUGGCUGACAGUCAGCCCGACAUCCUGGUGACCAACCUCCUCAACUGCCUGCUGAACAGUGGCGUCAUCAGCAAAAGUGGAGAGCCAAGUACAAGCUCCGGCUCUGCUGCCUUCAUCGGCUUGUCUUGGACCUGCCUUUUAGUCCACAGUGUGUUUUCUUCCCCAGAGAAGAGAGAAGGAGCCACCUGGAAGAAAAUGGUCGAGGUUCAGAGCCUUCUCGUGGCGGAGGUGGUGGGUGGAGCGAAGACCACAGCUCAGAAAUCAAGCCUGAAGAAUCUGAGCCACCUCUGGGAAGAAAAUCCUGGACUGGUGGAUCAAUACUUCACCACACUGCUGAGUCUGGACCAGAGCCCCACCACUCUGGCCAUGCUGGGGAUUUGUUUAGACUUCUGCACGGCUCAUAAAGACAAAGAGACAAUAGAGAAGCACAAGAGUGCCCUGUUGGACCUGUACAUAAAAUCAGUCCUCAUGAGCAAGACAAAACCACAGCAGCACAUUCUGGACAAAAGUGGCUCCCUGCUGCGUCACGUGUCUCACUCCGAGUUCAAGGAGCUGCUCCUCCCCACACUGCAGAAGACGAUGCUUCGCAGUCCAGAGAACGCCAUUCACACCAUUUCCUGCCUGCUGUCGGCUGUAACUCUUGACCUCAGUCAGUAUGCCAUGGACAUCGGAAAGGCCAUCGCGAGCCAGCUGAAAGCUAAUAAUGCCCAGCUGAUGGAGGAGGCGGUCCAGGCCAUGCAGAACCUGGCUCAGCAGUUCAGUGAUCCCUCUGCUGUGCAGGACAUCGUCACUCACCUCUUCAAGAUCCUCGGAGGUUCGGAGGGAAAGCUCACAGUUGUUGCUCAGAAGAUGAGUGUGUUGUCAGGGAUUGCCAGCUGCAGCCAUCAUGCUGUGUCAGGAACCUCCAGCCAGACUCUCAGCUCUGCAGUUGCUGUGAUGUUCAUCCCGUAUUUACAACAAGAAGUUCACGAGGGCACCCUGGUGCACGCAGUAUCUGUGCUCUCCCAGUGGAGCAGUCGCCUCACAGUGGAAGUUCCCACCGCUCUUCUGGAUUGGUUAAAGAAAGCCUUCACUCUAAAGACCUCCACCUCUCUGGUUCGACAGGCCUACCUUCAGACCAUGCUCGGGGCCUUCAGAGGCGACACUCUGGCCCAAGCCUCAGACCUCGUGCCUUUGCUCAUCCAAACAGUGGAGAAGGCUGUGGCACAAAACUCCCAGCAUGCUCUGCUCGCAGAAGGCGUAGCAGCUUCUGUUCUUUUGAGUCGACUGACGUUGCUGGAGGCACAGCCAGAGGCCAAGUUCUCCAGCUUCUGGAAUCUGAUCUUAGAUGAGAAGAAGCCGCUUUUCACGACAGAGAAGUUCCUCUCCCAGGCCAACGAGGAAACUCUGCUCACAGUGUUGCAGCUCUGUGAAAGGCUCUUCCUGGAUCACGCUCACAGGCUCAACUCCAGCAAGUCACAGAUGUAUCAUCACGCCACAGUUGCGGUUCUGCUCAGUCGCAGCUGGCGUGUGAGGAAGCGAGCGCAGCAGACAGUCAGGAAGCUGCUCUCCUCUCUGGGUGGCUCCAGUCUGGCCCACGGCCUUUUGGGAGAACUCCGCGUGGUCAUCAACAAACACAAAGUUUUGCCUCAGGAUGUCCUGGCAUCAGAAUCUGGAGAGCUCAGCGAGGUGGGUCGCAGCUACAUUCCUCCUCGCGCCCUGCUCGAAGCGCUGUGUGUCGUUUGCUCCGCUGCCAGCCAAUGGGGUGACCCCGCAGAAGCAGAGAAUCUGGCCAUGGAGACCCUCAUAGUCUGCCAUCAUCCAUCCGUCGUUGUAGCUCGCCGUGGACUCUGGCCUGUUCUGCUCCUCUCCAUGAAAAUCAAAGCCAAAGAAUUUAUAGAAAACAAUCUGGAGGCUGUUCUGCCACAUCUGCUGGAGGUCAACACGGACAAUCAGGCUGUGAAAAAUGCCGUCGGUGCCCUCUCCAGCCUCUCCCCUAACAAGCUGUUACCGCGUGUGAUCAGUCACGUCACCGAGGCGCUCUCCCGACCUGCUUUAUGCCACGUCACCAAGGAUGAGUAUGCCAUCAUGCUGACGCCCGACGGAGAACUGUAUGACAACAGCAUCAUCCAGAGUGCCCAGAAGGAAAGCACAAAGAAAGUCAACAUGAAGAGAGAGAACAAGGCGUACUCCUACAAGGAGCAGAUCAUUGAGCUGGAGUUACAGGAGGAGAUAAAGAGGAAAAAAGGCAUCAAAGAGGAACUUCAGCUAACAAGCAAACAGAAGGAAAUGAUGCAGAUGCAGCUGGAAAAGGAAGCAGCUAUUCGCAAAAGACUUUGUGGGCUGGAUGUGGAGCUGCAGAGUGCCGUCGGUCUGCUGGAAGCUCUUCUGAUAGAGAGACCAGCUCGGAUCACCCAGGAGCUCCCUCCUGUCCUCCAGGUCCUGAUUCCACUGCUACAAUCCCCUCUGGCUGCUCCACGCAUCCAUCAAGUCUUCUUGGACAUCGGAGUGUGCCUCAUGCCCAAACACCUUCACCAUCUCGCUGUUCUCGUCGGACAUGUGACUCUGCGGCUGCUAAAGCCAGAAUGCGAUCUGGACGAGGCCUGGGGACAGGAGGACCUGAACACAGCAGUUCAGCGCACCGUACUGCUGCUGCACAACCACACUGUCCCACAGAGAGAGGCCAAGGUUGCUGAUGUGGCUCCGCUGUCUGCUCCUGCUUUCUCCUUCUGCUUCCCUCUCCUCAACGCAAUGCUCCGGGAGUCCUCAGGCAGCGACGAGGAGACGGAGAACCUGAUGACCAAAGCCUUGCAAGUCAUCACAGAGCACUCCCAGCUUCGGGCCGAAACAGAAAGUGAUGAGGUUUUUAUAGACGAGAACGGCCCCGAGCUGCUUCCACGUGUCACCAUGCUGCUACUGCUGACCAGAAUUAUUUCUACAGCCACCCCGAGACUGCAGGUGUUAGCAGCUCAGUGCCUGACAGCCCUGUGUGCCAGCGCUGGAGGAGGAGACGGCUGCGUUGUGGCAGAGCAGCCGGAGAUAGACGUCCUGCUCGAGGCUCUCCUCUCACCCUGCUUCUCUGUGCGGGACGCUGCCCUCAGGGGAUUGUUGGAGAUGGAGUUUGCCCUGCCCACAGACAGCUCAGAGUCCAGCGGGUUGAGUCUGCUGCGCAGGCUUUGGGUUGCCAGGUUUGAUGUUGAAGAGGAGGGCCGAGCCUUGGCUGAAAAACUCUGGGAGUCUCUGGGUCUGGAGUUGGUCCCUGAGCUCUGCUCCCUGCUGAUCGGAGACAUCACCCACCACGAGGAGGCGGUCCGAUCUGCCAGCGCUGAAGCUCUGUCAAGUGCUGUGUCCGAAUACAGAGACCAGGCUCCCACCGUGCUCGGCCAGCUCACUGAGCUUUAUCACCAGAAACUCUAUAGACCACCUCCAGUGCUAGAUGCUCUCGGCAGAGUCAUCUCUGAAGCUCCACCUGACCAGUGGGAGGCCAGGUGUGGCAUUGCUCUGGCUCUGAACAAGCUGUCCCAGUACCUGGACGAAUCUCAGGUCACCCCUCUCUUCCUCUUCUUCGUCCCCGACGCUCUUAACGACCGCCACUCUGAGGUGCGGCGCUGCAUGCUGGACGCCGCCCUCGCUGCGCUCAACACGCACGGGAAGGACAAUGUGAGCUCCCUGCUGCCGGUGUUUGAGGAGUUUCUGAAGAACGCCCCCCAGGACGCCAGCUACGACUCUGUUCGUCAGAGUGUGGUUAUUCUCAUGGGCUCCUUGGCCAAACAUCUGGACAAAAAUGACCCCAAGGUCAAACCCAUCGUGGCCAAGCUCAUCACUGCGCUCUCUACACCCUCACAGCAGGUCCAGGAGUCGGUGGCCAGCUGUUUACCUCCUUUAGUCCCUGCCAUCAAGGAAGACGCUGCAGGGAUUGUGAGGAACCUGCUGCAGCUGCUGCUGGAGAGCGACAAGUAUGCAGAGAGGAAGGGAGCGGCGUACGGACUGGCUGGUCUGGUCAAAGGUCUCGGAAUCCUGGCGCUGAAACAACAGGAGAUCAUGACCACGCUGACCGACGCCAUCCAGGACAAGAAGAACUUCAGACGGAGGGAAGGAGCGCUGUUUGCCUUCGAGAUGCUCUGCAAUAUGUUGGGGAAGCUGUUUGAGCCGUAUGUGGUCCACGUGCUGCCACACCUCUUGCUCUGCUUUGGAGAUGGAAACCAGUAUGUGAGAGAGGCUGCAGAUGACUGUGCCAAAGCUGUGAUGAGGAACCUGAGCGCCCACGGGGUAAAGCUGGUUCUUCCCUCCCUGCUGGUGGCCCUGGAGGAGGAGUCGUGGAGAACUAAAGCCGGCUCGGUGGAGUUGCUCGGUGCCAUGGCGUUCUGUGCACCCAAACAGUUGUCGUCCUGCCUGCCGAGCAUCGUCCCCAAGCUGACCGAGGUGCUGACUGACUCCCACGUGAAGGUGCAGAAGGCCGGCCAGCAAGCACUCCGACUGAUCGGCUCUGUCAUCCGCAACCCCGAAAUCCUUGCCAUCACCCCCAUCCUGCUGGACGCCCUCACCGAUCCAUCCAGGAGGACCCAGACGUGCCUGCAGACGCUGCUCGACACCAAGUUUGUCCACUUCAUCGACGCCCCCUCCCUGGCCCUCAUCAUGCCCAUCGUCCAGCGAGCCUUCCAGGAUCGCUCCACCGACACUCGCAAGAUGGCGGCUCAGAUCAUUGGAAACAUGUACUCCCUGACUGACCAGAAGGAUUUGUCCCCCUACCUGCCGAGUGUUAUUCCUGGACUGAAGGCCUCUCUGUUGGACCCGGUGCCUGAGGUUCGAACAGUCUCAGCCAAAGCCCUGGGCGCCAUGGUGAAGGGGAUGGGUGAAUCCUGCUUCGACGACUUGCUGCCGUGGCUCAUGGAGACUCUGGCCUCCGAGCAGAGCUCUGUCGAUCGCUCUGGAGCUGCACAAGGUCUGGCUGAGGUCAUGGCGGGACUCGGAGUGGAGAAGCUGGACAAGUUGAUGCCAGAUGUGGUGCAAACAGCCAGCAAGGUCGAUAUCGCAUCCCACGUCAGAGAUGGCUACAUCAUGAUGUUCAUCUACCUGCCCCUCACCUUUGGAGACAGGUUUACUCCCUAUGUUGGACCCAUCAUCCCCUGCAUCCUCAAGGCUCUGGCUGAUGAGAACGAGUACGUGAGAGACACGGCACUGCGAGCCGGCCAGCGAAUCAUCAGCAUGUACGCCGAGACCGCCAUCGCGCUGCUGCUUCCUGAGCUGGAACAGGGCCUGUUUGAUGACCUGUGGAGAAUCAGGUUCAGCUCGGUGCAGCUGCUUGGAGAUCUGUUGUUCCACAUCUCUGGAGUGACAGGGAAGAUGACCACAGAGACCGCGUCUGAGGACGACAACUUUGGAACAGCUCAAUCCAAUAAAGCUAUCAUUGGAGCUCUCGGAGCUGAACGACGUAAUCGUGUCCUCUCCGGCCUGUACAUGGGCCGUUCAGAUACUCAGCUGGUGGUUCGACAGGCUUCACUCCAUGUGUGGAAGAUUGUGGUGUCCAACACCCCCAGAACUCUUCGAGAGAUCCUCCCGACUCUCUUCACUCUGCUGCUGGGCUUCCUGGCCUCCACGUGCCCUGACAAGAGAACGAUCGCAGCUCGGACGCUGGGUGAUCUGGUGAGGAAGCUGGGAGAGAAGAUCCUCCCUGAGAUUAUUCCCAUCCUGGAGGAGGGACUGCGCUCUGACAAGAGCGACGAGAGGCAGGGAGUCUGCAUCGGUCUCAGUGAGAUCAUGAAGUCCACCAGCAAAGACGCAGUGCUCGUGUUCUCUGAGUCGCUGGUCCCCACCGUGAGGAAGGCUCUCUGUGACCCUCUGGAGGAGGUCAGAGAGGCUGCAGCCAAAACCUUUGAGCAGCUUCAUGCGACCAUCGGUCACCAGGCGCUGGACGACAUCCUGCCUACCCUGCUCAAACAGCUGGAUGACGAGGAGACAGCCGAGUUUGCUUUGGACGGCCUGAAGCAGGUCAUGGCGGUGAAGAGUCGAUCUGUGUUGCCUUACUUGGUUCCAAAGCUGACUGCUCCUCCCGUGAACACCCGUGUACUGGCCUUCCUGUCUGCUGUGGCUGGAGACGCUCUGACACGCCAUCUUGGGGUCAUCCUGCCCGCCCUGCUCUCCUCCCUCAAAGGAAAGCUGGGAACAGAGGAUGAAGCACAGGAGUUGUGCAGCUGUCAGACAGUGAUCCUCUCAGUGGAGGAUGAAGUGGGCCAGCGGAUCAUCAUCGAUGACCUGUUGGAGGCCUCGCGGAGCCCCGACUCCGGCCUCCGACAGGCUGCCGUCACCAUCCUUAACGGCUACUUUGCCCGCACCCGCCUAGACUACAGCGCUCACACUCGCUCCCUGCUGUCAGGCCUCAUCCGCCUCCUCAAUGACUCCAACCCAGAGGUCCUGGCUCAGAGCUGGGACACCAUCAACUCCAUUACCAAGAAACUGGAUGCGAGCAGCCAGCUGGCUCUGAUCGAUGACCUGCAUCGAGACAUCAGAUCAGCAGCUGCAGAUGUUAGAGGCCAGCACCUGCCUGGAUUCUGUCUGCCCAAGAGGGGUGUGACCUGUAUCCUGCCUGUCCUGAGAGAAGGGGUCCUCACUGGUAGCCCCGAGCAGAAGGAGGAGGCAGCUAAAGCAUUAGGUGGCGUCAUCAAACUGACCUCGCCCGAGGCACUGCGGCCGUCUGUCAUCAACAUCACUGGACCGCUCAUUCGUAUCUUGGGAGACCGCUUUGCCUGGUCGGUGAAGACGGCUCUGCUGGAGACUCUCACCUUGCUGCUGGCGAAGGUGGGCAUUGCCCUGAAGCCCUUCCUGCCUCAGCUGCAGACCACCUUCCUGAAGGCCCUGCAGGACUCGAGCCGUGCGGUGCGGCUCAGGGCUGCCGAGGCUCUGGGUCAGCUGGUUUCCAUCCACACCAAAGUGGACCCACUUUUCACUGAGCAGCUUUCUGCCAUCCGCAACGCUGAGGACUCAGGAGUCAGGGAAACUAUGCUCCAAGCCCUGAGGUUUGUCAUCCAGGGGGCCGGGUCAAAGGUGGACCCAGCCAUCCGCAAGAACAUCACCACCACAUUGCUAGGCAUGCUGGGACAUGAUGAGGAUGCAACACGUAUGGCGUCAGCCGGCUGUGUUGGUGAGCUGUGUGCCUUCCUGUCGGAGGAGGAGCUGAAGAGUGUGUUACUUCAGCAUGUCUUAGCGGACGUGUCUGGUGUUGACUGGAUGGUGCGUCAUGGUCGCAGCUUGGCCCUGGCCAUAGCUGUGAAGGCGGCUCCUGAGAAGCUGUGUGGGAAGGACUACUGCGAUACUGUGACAGAGACAAUUUUGACCAACGCCACCGCUGACAGGAUUCCGAUUGCCACCAGUGGGAUCAGAGGGAUGGGAUUCCUGAUGAGGCACCAGCUCAGGACUGAGGGACUCAGUGUUUCCCAGCGAAUGAUCACACAGUUAGUGAAGUGUCUUCAGAACCAGUCGAGUGACAUCAGACUGGUGUCGGAGCGGGUGCUGUGGUGGGUGUUCAAAGACCCGACGAUGCCCCCCAUGGAGGUCGCCCUCAUCAAGCCCCUCCUGAAGGGUCUGCUGGACAACACCAAGGACAAGAACACCAGCGUCCGGUCUCAGAGCGAACACACCAUCGUCAACCUGCUGCAGCUCCGCCAGGGAGAGGAAACCAUGCAGGGACUUACUGCCAUUCUUGACUCUGCAAGUAACGACCUGCUGUCAGAGUGUCACCGCAGGUCCCUGAAGAAAAUCGCCAGCCUGCCAGACUCCAAUGAAGAGAUAGACGAUACGAUCCUAACGUGAUGGAGCAGGACUGAUCUAUGAAACGAUCUCUGCAGAUCUCCGCUGUACAACCCCAGACACGCUCACUACACAUGCCAAUGUUGCCCUUCGUGGACGGUGGCUGAGAUGGGCAGUGUUUCUCUCAUUUAUCCCCCAAUAAAUUCUUUUUUUUUUCUUUUUCUCACUUUGCAUCAUUGUUGCAACCUUUAAGCCCAAUUUAUAACUUUUUAUUUUAUUUUAUUUUACCUCGCAGUGUUGCAGGUUAUUCUCCUGUAAUGAACUACAUAAGGCAAAUUCUGUUUUGGAGUUUCAGUGUUUUGCUACUUGUUUUACCAAAACGAUUUCAGGCAUUUAAUAUGCUGCUUUAACGAAACGACUCCCCGGUGUUUAACUUGUAUUUGGACUUUGUGUGUGAGAGUUGUACGGGGCAAUAGAAACAUCUUAAUGAAAUCCUUCUUAUGUCAGUGACACAGUUGUAAAAAGGCAAUUCAAAAUAAAAAGAUCUUGAUUUCAUAAUGUAGUGUUUGAAACACUG
This is a messenger RNA of Acanthopagrus latus (yellowfin seabream), 8925 nucleotides long. RefSeq names its product GCN1 activator of EIF2AK4 (gene gcn1). Lineage: Eukaryota; Metazoa; Chordata; Actinopteri; Spariformes; Sparidae. Bases 399 to 8411 code for a protein of 2670 amino acids. Gene Ontology annotation, cellular component: cytosol. Gene Ontology annotation, biological process: cellular response to amino acid starvation; regulation of translation. The transcript has 57 exons. Gene Ontology annotation, molecular function: protein binding; protein kinase regulator activity. The record is from RefSeq and is a predicted model, not a curated record.